AUGGCAACUGUUGAAAAGAUAGGAUCACCUGCCACCGCGUCGUCGUUUGGCGGCGACUGGGUUAGCGCGACGCCAGACGAACACCAAAGUGAAAUCAGCCCCAACUCAACCUAUGUUUCUCCUGCCAUGGCAUCGCGGGCUAGCAUUGACACUCUGGAUACGCAGACGGUCCGCAAACUGAGGAGUGCGUGGAGGGCUCGACAGGCCGCCCAGCCGGAUUCCCAGGUCGACGCGGGAUAUGAGCAGCCACAAAAUGUGAUGAAUCGAGAAUCGCCACCACGUGCCGAGCCUGCAGACUCGAUGAACGCGGUGCCUCUUGACUUUUCGCUCGCCACACAAGCAACGCAGAGGCGCGACUCUGGCUCUCAGAUCUCUUCUGCCGCCAAAGGGAUCUCGAACAAGACCUCACCUGCCGAAACCUUCGAUCAUGCGCGAAAUCAAGAGCGCAAGAUGCACUACUCGUUUGCCGACAUUGGACUUGAAGCUGCGGGCGGUGACACGCAACCGAUGACCACGCAAGAAUUUCGUGAUCACAGUGAUAUAUGGACAAGUCGCGUGGGGUUGGACACAAACACAGGCUUGCUUGCUGGAGAAUGCAUCGCGACUGUCGAUAGCGAAAUACUGCCCUCCAGAGGACACGAUGUUGACCUCACGAAGGUUGUCGAGAAGAGACCGGAAGAAGAUGACGAGUUUGACGUCUCGAGUCUCACUCGUACUGAUGAAGUCAGCCCUGCUGCUCAUGUUCGCAUCCAGGCCCAAACAGCACCCCUAUUCAAAGUUCCGCAGCCGAAGACGCCAGGCACUGUUGCCAGAAAACGGAACUGGCAUGAUAUGAUGAGUCCAGAGAAUCACACCUCCUCUACCAAAAGACCAGAUUCGGCAUUCAAGGCUAUGCUGGGCAAUACAGGUUUUCCUUUGAACAUGACGCAACUGUUCGCAAACACACAGGUUGGCUCUUCACCUCCUGCAGGUGCCCCCCCUUCGGAUACUGUAUUUGAUCGCCCAUCACCAAAUGCAUUCAUGCAGCCCUCCUCACCCAGAGCGGUGGCGAUAUCUUCGCCCGUUCGGCCUUUGAAUGCUUGUGCUAUUCAUAAUGAACCGUUGAACUUCUAUGAACGGAUGGAAGACUCGCAAAUGAGUCGUGCACGAAGACGCCAGCUUGAGGAGGAAGAGCGCAUGAACCAUGAUUCUGAAACCGACGAGAUGGAUGACGGUUGGGUAGAAAGAAUAAGGCAAAGAAACACUCGACAGCGGGAAAGGUCUGCUUUUGUGAAGGAGAUCCAGCUGACCGCUCCUGAGCGCUCAUCCAGGAGUCGCCGAACCAAGUCCCUUGACUACUUGUCAAGCGAACGUAAUCUCCAAACUCCUGCGCCGAAUGUCACGAACAUACAGCCAAUUUCUCCAGAUGAAUCAUCCGAUCUCCCUAAUAUAGUCCAAGGCCAAUCAGUAGGGAGCACUGCAGCUGGAAUUCAAGUUCCCAUGACAUCGUCGAAGCUACCUCGGGGCUCACAUACACGUAACUCUCAGCAACCAUCUCCAUCGAGCUCACAGAAAAGCUUGCCACCCGAUUUUCCCACGCAAUUGACAGUAGCAGUUCAAGAUUCCCAGGGCGAAGGUCACAGAAAUCCUUUCAAUUCAAGUUCUGCAGCACCCCUUGCAGCACCAUCGUCAGCAUUAUCUGGUAAUCGCAUUGCGCAGUCACAAUAUGCUGCGCCUAUACAUGAGGAUCACCAAAUGUUGAGUCAACGACAACACAACAAGCGCUUGGAGACUGUAAAGGCAGGAGAUAUUUAUGGAGACACUUUACUUGAAAGAGACGAGACUAUACCAAGCAGUCCCCCCAUAGAGUUCUCGGAACACGAUCAUGACUUCGAUGAUCAUCUUGUUCAUGAAUUUAUAGAGGACGAACCCAACGUUGACGGCAUGCAUGACGAACAUUCGAAGGAAAAUGUCAACAUUGAUGAAGAGGCUGACGAGCUUCCGGUACGUCGACGUAAUCCUGUGCACACGACGAAAUGUGCACAUGCACAAUAUGUUAGCAAAACAGGUACAAUAGAAGCGACACAACAACUAACGGACGUUCAGCAAACAAGGUCUUCGCUGUCAGAGAGACUAGUAGGUACGGAAACUUCGAAUGGCAAUCAUACUGUGGUUGGUACAGAUACGGAGAAUUAUGAGACAGCCGCUUCCCGACAAGUGGCAUCAGCUGGUACUCCUAUACAGGGCAUUCAAAAAAGCCAACAGGAACUACAUGAUAGCCCGAUCAAGCGACUUCAGGAUAUUGCCACAGCGCCGUUGCCCAAUAGAUCUGGGGAGAGUUUUCAAUCUCAAGAGAUCGACGGACUUAUUAGUACCAUUUUCACGGAUGGUGACAAAGAGUUCAUGAAUAUGACUUCAGAUGGUUCCCCUUCUCAAUCUACAAAGCGUCUCCGUACGUACACCAAGAAGCGUUCUGUCCUGUAUGAGCCAUCCUUGAAUGCGAAUAUCUCCAAUGUCUCGAGGCGCGACAAAACGGAUUCUGAAGAGAUAACAAGGGCGAUAUCUGUAGCGGCUCCUGCAAAGUUUGUCAACCAAUCAGUAGAACAAGUUGCGAGCCAUAUCGAGACACCAUCCAUACCAAGUACAGAUAUGCCUUUUUCAGCGAAGCAAAAAGAGCUCAAAAGUGAACAAGCUGUGCACGUAGCUAGGCGGUUGGCUACGUACCACAGAAAUAUUGCUCGUAGAAGUCCAAAGCCCAAGCGACAAAGAACAACAGAUAAAGGUCAAAGAAUGACUGAAGCGAAUGCAAGACGACAUGUUGAGGACGCCGCUAGGCAAAAUAAGACGAUUGAGCGCUCGGUGGAUUCAAAUUUCCCCCUAAUAUCAAGCGCUGUUCACGAUUCUCUCGCUGCUGCACAGGUUACUCAUCCCGACACUGCUCCUUCGGCGCACAGGGUUUUGGCGUUGUUCAAAGGCCAUAGCUUAUACUACUACCCUGCCACGUAUCUGGAGACCGUAUUCCAGGAUGGGGAGAAAUACAGAGUCAGAUUUUACGAUGGCACGGUUUCCGUUGUCGAUCCACUGCAGGUGCGAUCGCUUGAGCUGAGAAUUGACGAUUGUGUGAAGGUCGACCUCAACGGCAUGCGAAAGGGAACAUACUUGAUUCAAGACUUCGAUCAUAUAUCUGGAGCAUCUUACACGGAUGCAGGAGGGCACAAUGCUGUUAAGUUAGUAUCUAAGACUGCAGAUGGAACCGCCGCCCCACAGGUACCUAUCACAGUGUCCGUGGAACGCAUCUACUUGACGGGAAGUAUGCUGCCAGCUUUCGCUGACCGAAAAUUUCUGGCACCAAUUAGGAAAAUUGAACGCUUCGCUACGCCUGCGUUGCAUAUUAGCGAACCAACAUCACCUGGGAGUCGAUCGCGGCGUCAAAAUGUUGAUACACGCGUUCAUGGUAUGGAGCAGACCGUUACAUCCGAUCUUUUUUCGAACAUGCUAUUUGCGGUUACCUUUGUCAAUAUUCAAACACAGCAGAAGGAUACAAUCAUCAAGAGCAUAAUUAGCCGUGGAGGGAGCCUUGUGGACGAUGGGUUUCAUGGCAUCUUUGACUAUAAUGCGGCCCAAGCCGCAUCGCCAAGUAAAUCACCAGCUCGCUUUACUACGAACGGUGGAUUCGCGCGAGAAGGCUUGCGUCUCAAACCCCAUACACAGUAUCUUGGCUUUACUGCCGUCAUAGCAGAUCGCCAUUGUCGUAAGGAGAAGUACUUGCAAGCACUCGCCUUGGGAGUCCCAUGUUUACAUCAUCGCUGGAUUACCGAUUGCAUUUCUCAAUCGACUAUUUUGCACUUCGAACGCUAUUUAUUACCAGCUGGGGAUAGUGAGUUUUUGGGUGGAGCUGUGCAUUCAAGACUACUUGUGCCCUAUGCUCCUGAUGGGAACGAAGCAGCUUUGCAAAAGGUUUUCGACAGGCGAUCUGUUCCACUGCGAAAUUCCACAAUCCUGCUUGCUAUGAGCUCCGCAGACCGACAAAAGACAUAUAAAUUCCUUGCCUACGCCGCUGGUGCGAAGUCUGUGAAUUGUGCGCAAACUUUAUCAGAGGCGAAAGAGAUACUUUCGAAUGGUUUGGUUUGCGACUGGGUCAUCUGUGAUAGCGAUAAGACGAAAGCAAGAGAUGUCGUAUUUGGCAUGAGCCAGCGGGAAGGUGGCAAAAAAAGGAAGAAAAAGGUUGGUAUUACCCGUUCAAACAUUGGAACGAGUGUCAAAGUCGUAGACAGCGAAUUCCUAGUUCAAACCCUGAUUUUGGGUGCUUUGGCGGAUGCAUGAAGUGUAACACAUGCACUACCAUUGGCAAUUUGACUGUUGUACCAACAUCAUCGAAUUAUAUAGGAGCUUUACAAUCCUACUUAUCUCGAGACUUUGAGGUGUAGAAUUCAAACUUGCAGAACAUUAGCGAAGCGGUUGAUCUCGGGAGUUGAUAGUACGCUAGCAAAGCUUGUGCUCGUCUUGAUUUCAGAUAUUGUCAAGCUUUAUGACCAGGAAGUAUCUAAGAAGAAUGUCUUGGCCUGAAAUGUACAAG
Molecule: messenger RNA, 4555 nt
Organism: Verruconis gallopava
Lineage: Eukaryota; Fungi; Ascomycota; Dothideomycetes; Venturiales; Sympoventuriaceae
Exons: 3
Coding region: 1-4302 (1433 amino acids)
Biological process (GO): positive regulation of transcription by RNA polymerase II; DNA damage checkpoint signaling
Cellular component (GO): nucleus
Molecular function (GO): histone binding
Source: RefSeq, a predicted model, not a curated record